ACUAGUUUGAACCAGCUCUCCACAAUUCAGAGAACAGAAAAAGGUGCCUAACAUUUUCAAUCCUUUGCUUAGCACCACUUGCUCUAGAAAAGUUGAACCCUCAAACACUUACUUUGGGAACAGACCUUGGAAAUCAUACUUUGAGUUUGUCACCUCUGUGCUUUGUGACUUCAGAAGGAAAGUGGGAAGACAACUAGGUGAGAAGAAUAAACCCAGGAGACGUGGUGUGUUGUCAUUAAGAACUCCACAAAGCAGAGACAAGCUGAACUAUGAGCACAGUGAGUGAUGAAAAAGUCCGUCUUUCCCAUGAUCUCUCCGAGGGUGAGAAAGUAGCCAUUGGGCUCAGAAAGGCAAAAGUGAUGAAGUGUUUGGAAAGCCUUGGGAUGCACUGUGACCAGGAUAACAUACCAAAUAUUACCUUGUUGGCAUCAGGUGGAGCUCUGCGGGCCAUGGUAUCCUUACAGGGUACAUUAGUGGAGAUGAAGCAACAGGGUCUACUGGAUGCCAUCCUGUACCUGUAUGGUGUGUCCGGUUCCACCUGGUGCAUGUCCUACCUGUACAAGGAUAGGGAGUGGACAGAACAUUUGCAGGACUUGGAAAAAAAACUGUGUCAAACAUUAGUCGAAUCCUCCUGGGACAAAAAUAAAGCAAUAAGCACAGUUGUGGAGGCAUCAAAGGAAGAACAUUACUCCCUGACUGAUUUCUGGGUUUCCUUUAUGAUCUAUAAAAUAUUGCAUAAGUUUGAUGAAAGUGGGUUAUCUGAACAAAAGACUUCCUUAGAAAGUGGGAAAAACCCUUAUCCUAUCUAUGCUGCUGCAGAUAAUAAAAGAUUGAACAAAGGACAUGAAAGCCUCCCAGAGACCUGGUUUGAAUUUACCCCUCAUGAAGCUGGCUAUCCUGCUGUAGGAGCAUUUAUAAACACCAGUCUAUUUGGAAGUGACUUUGAGAAUGGAGAGUUAAAAGUAAAGAAAAAGGAGAAAACCAUCUGCUACUUGGAAGGCUUAUGGGGAAGUGCACUUGGAAACAUAAAGGAAAUUAAAAAACUAUUACAAGAAAGUCUGACUGAAUUCUUUAAAGGAUCAGGGGAGAAAGAAAAAGAUCAUGUUUCACCAAAUCCUGAGAGUCCAAAUGUACACUUUACAGCAGUUGAGGAGAAAGAAAGAAGCGCCAUUUCACUGUUUUUCGCUCCAGUUUUGGAUGCCCAUCGGGUGACAACAAAAACAGCAGCGUGUCUACUCAGCUGGACAUGGGGAACCACCAGCAACUUCCUUUACAAAUGCCCUAAUAUUAAGUCCACUGACAUGGUCAAAGACAAAGUCACCUCCUUUAUUGAUGCCGGCCUUGCCAUAAACUCUGCCUAUCCUCUGGCUCUUCGGCCAGAGAGGAAAGUAAAAUUGAUCCUCUCCUUUGAUUUCAGCUCUGGAGAUCCUUUUGAGACCAUCAAGAAAACAGUUAAAUAUUGCCAGGCAAACAAGAUCCCCUUUCCCAAAGUCGAUGAAGAAAAACUGAAGGAUACUGAUAACCCAUCUGACUGCUACAUCUUCACAGGUGUUAAUGUGCCUACUGUUAUGCACUUCCCACUCUUCAACAACAUCAACUGUUCUGGUAAAAUUGCUGACUACAGAAAGAAAUAUUCUACCUUUACUUCAUCCUACCCAAAGGAAGACAUCCAAGAGCUCCUCAAAGUAGCAAAAAUGAAUGUGACUAACAAUGCACAGAAGAUUUUGGAGGAAAUCAAGCAGCUUGUGGCUUCAUCUACCAACCCGUAACAAAAACACCUGUGUUUAAUGUAGGGCAGCAAAUCUUCCCACAUCCAUGAAUAGCUCAUUUGCUACUAUACUGUAUAUUCAAGACUUAAUGGCCUAAACCCCUCUUCCAGUUUUAUGUGUCUGUGUUAUGGAGUUUUAAAAUUUAAAUGUAACAAGUAAGGAAGAACUCAAAGUCAUAGAUACAUAUAUACAUACAAACAUAACUACUGAUAAGGAUAGAAUCAAUAAUUGGAGUUGAUAGAUUUUGUAUAAUGAAUACAUAUUCACACAUUUCAAUAUGCAUAUACAUACAUAGCUAGAUGGACAGAUGUGUUGGCUUAUAAAUGCUCAUAUAGUAAAGCUGUCAAAUGGAAAUUUAUGGCACAGAAUCAAGAUUUUAUAGCUACCUUGAAGAGAAGAAAUUUGUUUGCAAUAUUACUCUGAGGGUUUUUCCAUUUUGUAAAGGGAAGGUUACUAGGAAAAGAAAUGUGUGUGUCCAUCUGUAAGCAAGACAUGUAGGGCUAUUAUCUUAUCAUCCUUAUACCACUAGCAAAAGUGGAGCAAUUUUAGACUUGGACUUUUUCUCUCUUUUUUUUUUUUUGGCAUUUUUUUGGUAAUGUAUAUUGCUUCUUAAUAUCCAGCGUGGGUUUUUUUUCCUGAGGCAUGUGAUGCCUGCACUUCUCAACCCUAUUUUCUUUUGUGUGGUGAAUAUUCAAUAAAUAAGAUAUAAUACUUCAGAAUUUUGACUUUGUGUAGGAUCAUAGUAAAGUAGGUCUGGAAGGGACAGCAUGAGGUCAUCUUGAAGACUGUUAAUACAGUCUCUCAAUACAGCCUGCUACAGGGCUAGAAAUAUCCCAAGUAUAUUCCACUGGGUUCUGAAUUGUCAUGGUAUGUGACAGUAGAACAUUGAUUAUUCUACAGCUGUAAAAUUCAUAUCAAGGACAUACAAGGGCAGCAAAUGCCAACUUGGAUGAAUAAUUUAAUUUGUUCAAAUGAUGCAUGUAAUCAUUUUAACUUUUUUGUCCUGAAUUUACCAAGAAAAACUAGACUGCUUUUCUAAAUGUAGUCAAUAUUGCAACUUCUUCAUUAAAUAAAUUCAGAAUAUAUUGUGCAGAUGAUAUGCAAGCAA
Alligator mississippiensis (American alligator) is the source of this 2877-nucleotide messenger RNA. Its product is annotated as cytosolic phospholipase A2 gamma. Gene Ontology annotation, biological process: glycerophospholipid catabolic process. Bases 270 to 1769 code for a protein of 499 amino acids. Gene Ontology annotation, molecular function: calcium ion binding; calcium-dependent phospholipid binding. Gene Ontology annotation, cellular component: nucleoplasm; cytosol; nuclear envelope. The transcript is spliced from 14 exons. NCBI's taxonomy places the organism in Eukaryota, Metazoa, Chordata, Crocodylia, Alligatoridae. The record is from RefSeq and is a predicted model, not a curated record.